This is a messenger RNA of Myxozyma melibiosi, 2027 nucleotides long. RefSeq names its product interferon-related developmental regulator-domain-containing protein. The record is from RefSeq and is a predicted model, not a curated record. NCBI's taxonomy places the organism in Eukaryota, Fungi, Ascomycota, Lipomycetes, Lipomycetales, Lipomycetaceae. The transcript is spliced from 4 exons. The coding region runs from base 164 to 1873 and encodes 569 amino acids.
GAUGUCACCGCUGCCGAUACAGCGCACCUCAGCCAAUUUUUUGUCAUUCGCCGGUUCUGCAGUCAUCAUCUCGCUCGUUCUUGGACCUCAGCCAUAUAUAUAUCUCAGUCUUGGGCACAUGUUUUGCUAUCACGUUGAUCUAUAGCCGUUUAGUUCUUUCGCCAUGACAGAUUUGCGCAGAUUAGCUGCCUCCAGGCUUGCCCAUAAGUCAAAGGGAUCAGGCCGUAGUACUCCCAAGAACUCUCGCAUUGAAGACGAUGAGGAGGAUUGGGACGAUAAUCUUUCGAUCUUGUCAGAUAAUAGUGAUUGGAGCGUCGCUUCCGUUGAUACAUUAGACUCGUUCGGCACAGACACCGAAUCGACAUCAAGUCGGAGUCCCAGCAAAUCUCGCCGUAAGGAUCACGAUAUCGGGAUCGAGUGGCGUGAGAAGCUCAACGAGUACAUUGACAGCAUCUCUCUUGAGCGCAAAAACUCCAGCACCUCCAGUCGCGAGGAUGCGCUGGCGAGGAUCUGCAAGAUCAUGUGCAUGAAGUACGCCUGGAGAAUCGCGGAGGGCCGGCAUGCUGAUCUAGAAGAUGGCGUCCUGCGAUCUUUGAAAAAUGGAAGGUCGGAUAAAGAGACUAUUUUGGCUGCUAAAGUUCUUUCGGUCCUCGUCGUCACUGAUCCCGAAAACGCAGUAUGGUACACUGACUCUGCACCCACAUUAAAGGAUUUGAUAUUCAGCGUUGAAGACCUGGCGGUAAAAGCAGUCUGCAUUACUGCUCUAGGAUCAGUCACUUUUUUCUCCUCCGUUGUCGACGAUGAAGAACUCGAACAGACCAUAGAUUUCCUCCUUGAUAUCGUGACUAGCGACGGAAGCUCGAUCCAAGCAGCUGACUCUGAUGUCGUUGUUGCUGCUACGAUCAAUGUUAUCGGGUUUUUAAUAUCAAAAAUGGAUGAUGCAUACGAGCUGGCUCAAAGUGCAAUUCCCGUCAUGGUUGAUCAGCUAGAAUCUAGCGAAGUCUCGAUCCGCAUGGCGGCUGGAAACGUCAUCGCCCUUCUCUAUGAGAGAUUUGCGGAAGACACCGCAAAUUACCACACCUACGACGAGUCCUCUGGAGAAGAAGACUAUGAGUCCAAGGAAGCUCCCGAGGACGAUGCCCGCUCAGAAAGAUCGACAAGUGAUGACGACGCGGACGAGAGCGAAGAAGAAGAACUCGCAUCCUCACAAAACCUGAAGCGGCCACAACCAAAGCGGACGCCGUCUAGUCAACCCUCGCUCUACUACGACGAGGAUCAACUGAUCUACCUGCUCACAAACCUCGCCACGAGCUCCACCAAGCGAAUAGCAAAGUCGUCAAGGAAAGUCCAGCAUUCUGUGUUUCGCGAUAUUCUAGAGACCGUCAAAACCGCCAUCGGAUCGAGCGAAGAGGAGGACGAAGACAAUAUGGGCUACGAAGAUCCCACUUCGUCAGGCUCAAAACCAAACAUCAACCGAACACUGAAAUUCGAAGGACUGACGCUAUCGAUCGAAUCUUGGGCAGCCUACGUCCGCCUGUGUCAUGUCAAACAUAUCCUAUCAAUCGGUCUUCCCGUGCAUUACACCCACAACCGCGUCAUCCGCCUCGCACUCGACCCACAAGGUUCCUCGACCUACGAAAAGAUCUACUUUGAGCGCUCGAAAACCGUGCCGUCCGGGAACGAGGACCUCGAAGGCGAGCAAGAGUUCGACAUUGACCCGUCUGAGAAAUCAAGAGCGCAUCAGUUCAACGCUGCCAACCGGCGCGCAAGAGAUACGAGCAUUAAAAAGGCGCGGGAUAAUAGAGAACGGCAGAGGUUGGAGAGUGAGCUGAAUGAAAUGACGCCGGGGCACUCACUUGAGGGUGAAAUCUAGUAUUCUCACCGGUAGGUUUUUGAUAUGAUUCGAUUUCUGUGUCUUAAUCUAAUACUUGAAUCAUUUGGUCGCAAAGAAUAAGGUCGAGGCCGCAUUAUUGCCACCCUGUAAUUUUGUGUUUGCCUAACAGUCGCAAAAUAUAAACACUAAUCAA